AUCCCUUCUCUCAUUAUCAACAUCUAGUUAUACAUGUCAGUAUUGUGCUGUGCCCUUUCACAUUUUGUACGAUUGAAUUGCAAAUUUCCGAUAAUUCUAUUGAAUAAAAUAAAAUAUACUGCAAACAUGGGUAAAAAGUCAGCACUUUUGUUAAUAGCUGAUGGCUCUGAAGAAAUGGAAGCCGUAAUAACAACGGAUGUCUUACGUCGAGCUGGAGUUGAUGUUACUAUUGCUGGUCUUACUGAGAGCUCAUGUGUCAAAUGCAGCCGUGAUGUGAAAAUAUGUGUUGAUGCAAAACUUCAAGAUGCAAUUAAUCAAAAAUAUGAUGUUGUAAUAUUGCCUGGCGGUUUAGGUGGUUCAAAGGCAUUUGCAGAUUCUGCAGAAGUAGGAAAGUUGCUACAACAACAAGAACAAGAAAACAGACUUAUUGCUGCUAUUUGUGCUGCACCAACUGCAUUAAAGGCUCAUGGUAUUGCAAAAGGAAAACAAGUCACAUCAUAUCCUGCAAUGAAAGAUCAAUUGACAGAUUAUUAUAAAUAUUUGGAAGAUAAAGUUGUAACUGAUGGUAAUUUGAUUACUAGCAGAGGCCCAGCAACUGCAUUUGCUUUUGGCUUAGUUAUUGCUGAAAAAUUGAUUGACAAAGAAACAGCAGAUAAUGUAGCAAAAGCUAUGUUGUAUACAGAGUAAAAAUCAAUUUAACCCUUGCAUAAGCGUGUUAUGUAUAUUAUAUGCAUAUGUUAUUCAUAAUGGAUAAUAAAUAAUAAUAAUAAAUUAAUAUAUAUUGUAA
This is a messenger RNA of Bombus huntii, 787 nucleotides long. Its product is annotated as protein dj-1beta-like. Gene Ontology annotation, molecular function: protein deglycase activity. NCBI's taxonomy places the organism in Eukaryota, Metazoa, Arthropoda, Insecta, Hymenoptera, Apidae. Gene Ontology annotation, cellular component: nucleus; cytosol. The transcript has 4 exons. The record is from RefSeq and is a predicted model, not a curated record. Gene Ontology annotation, biological process: guanine deglycation, glyoxal removal; protein deglycation, glyoxal removal. Bases 34 to 687 code for a protein of 217 amino acids.